Messenger RNA from Staurois parvus, 336 nucleotides. Lineage: Eukaryota; Metazoa; Chordata; Amphibia; Anura; Ranidae. The record is from the annotation of a GenBank genome assembly.
UGCUCCCCAUUAAGGAUUGGCACCUUUGGGGAGUGGGGGGGGGGGGUACCCGAAUUUGACAGGUACCCGCUCCCACUUCCGGUCCGAUCGCCUAGGCGAUCGAAAGCGGAAGGUGUCCUCCUCCCUCCCUGUAGUCUUUUGGGACACAUGACAGGUCCCAGAAGACUACAGGACCAUUCAUGAAGCCCAGCGCUACUUGUGCAUGCGCAGUGGGUACCCAGCUGUAAAGCCACAAGCUUUUACAGCCGGGUGCCCGUACUGAAGAGGACGGCCUCCUGGAAUACAGGACAGCCGGUGAAAUGGGCUGCGGGGGACACAACACGGGACCGAGGGACA